AUGCACGUGCACCACCGUCAGAUGCCUCCCCCCGUCGACUCCGCGCGUGUCGACGGAGAGGGAAGAAGGAGAAGUCUCAGGCCAAGGAAGCAUCCUGCCAACGGCAACGUUACCGAUCCUCCCACCCCUGCGACGGAAGUGGGGAGUCGCAGCCGCCUCAGACUCCGGAAGUACAACAACCCCGCACCACCUUCCGCGCACGUGCCGCAGCAAACGAACCCCGCGCCCAACCUUAAGCGGGAAGAAGGGAGUGCAAGGGCCAUCGGCUCCAGGACAAAGACUUGCGACCAAAUGGAGGACGACGGCAGCAAGUGCCUGCGGCGACCGUCCUUCGGGUUCCCUGGAGACAAGAGAGCGUCGCGAUGCGCAUCCCACAAGCUGGAAGGGCACGAGGACAUAACGUCUCGUCGAUGUGAUGGAGAGGGCUGCUCCAGGAUACCGUCGAUGCCGGGGGGCAAUAGCAGGAUAAGGUUUUGCGCGGCGCACAAGCCCCCAGGGUAUGAGGACUAUCACAAGGGCGCUCGGAGCUGCCGCGUUGCGCCCGGAGGGUUCAAUGCCUGCAACCGGAACUCUUCCUUCGGGUUCAAGGGAGGCAAGCGCAUUAGCUGCGCUCAGCACAAGCAGAAGGGCAUGAUCAACCUCAACACUCCGCGAUGCCGAGGGCCAGAGUGCUACCUGACUCCAUACUUCGGCCUUCGUGGGGCGACCCCGACAUACUGCUCCAAGCACAAGCAGGAGGGCAUGAUUAACGUGAUCAGCAAGCGGUGCGAGGACGAGUCAUGCGACCGCAUCCCUUCGUACAACUACGAUAUGGUGGGCGCCAAGGCGGUCUACUGCAACGCACACAAGGCCGAAGGCAUGGUCAACGUUCGGCACCCUCGCUGUGCCGAUCCGGAUUGCAAGCGCCAGCCGUCGUUCGGGAAGGCAGGGGGGAAGACGGCCGUCUACUGCGUGGUGCACAAGGAGCCGGACAUGGUGGACGUGGUGAACAACUACCAAAGGCAGGGCAAGAAGAGGAAGGGGCGGGAGUAGUGUAGAAUUCUCAGAUGUAUCUAAACGAAGUGUCCACCGUCAGAAUAUAUGUGUCAUCGAAAUGAGCAUCAGUGGACCAUACUUCAGCAGGAAGGCAUUGGGCAUUCGCAAUUCGUGCGCGGUCGUCGUUUUGGUGUUUUGUCUCUCGGAAUCGAAAUCGUUGUUUUGACAUGAUAGUCUGGCAUCGCCUUGGCUCGCCUCGCUCAUGCGAUACAGAGGACAGGGCGUGCCGUUCGCCAUGGCGUGUUGUAUGAAGCCCACGAGGUAACAUGCCGUGCGGCGGAUUGCCCUGUCGUUGUCGAAACUUCUUGUACGUGGAAAACAAGGUGAAAGGAGUGUAAAAACGCUUUUUCUACGAUUCUGCGGAGUGAACGAUAUUAAUGCCCAUGGUUGCAACUGUAAGGAGCCGCUUUGCCCCCACCCUUCAACCGGUGGUACGUGCAGCUUGCGAUCUGGAGGGAUGGCGUUGUUCCAAUAUUUGGAGACCUCGUGCUACGUAGUUCAGCGGAGACAUUAGCGGUCGCUCAUGGAAGGAGUCUGUGUUCUCUUAAAGAUUUCACGUGCAAAAUGUGCCGACCGUUGCAAUACUUGCAAUCGUGUACCACAGAGUUUGCUUGGCGGUGGGGUGGUGGCAAGGCGUAGAACCCUUGGCUCUGAUAUAUCGAGCUUUCCCGUUUCUGAAAAUCGCUAGCAGUGUAUGAAGAAGCACCCACACAGUUGCCUGCGCUGAGCAUGCUGCGCGCACCCAUCAUCCUACUAAGAUAGAAGAUUCAACGUGGAUUGUAUGUAUGUCGCGGCAUCUGCAAAUUCGAAUUCUGGCAACCUACAGCACACAUCAAGAGAAGAGUUCGGCGUGUUUCCAAAAACAAAUAUCUAACGGCUGUGUCGGUAGGCAUACCUGGACCCGAUCAUAUAGCAAACAUCUUCUCCAAGAAACGGUCGGCGUUCCUCGGCGUCUCACCCAUCCCGUUGCCCACGCUCGUAAGACUGCGGACAGGAAAGUACUCUAUGUCGUCCUAGAUAUAUAUUGGCACCUGCACGAACACCCCCAAGGACUCCACCGAUGGUUCAUACAGAGUCAGGAAAAACUGUUCAAAGCUCUUCUUGUGCGGAUAGUGUCAAGGACCUACGUGCUGUCGACCAACAACGGGCGAUCGUCUCAUCAUGUUGUUAAGAAGUACGUGCUCAAACUUACACAGCAGCAGCACUCAAAAUAUGGACUACGGAUAGAUUGGAACAGUUUCAAAUCCUACAACAGCCUCUUUCGUUACCACCCCUAGUCUACUCUUGUACUACCACCGGCCUUUUGUAGCGACGGCAGAGGGAGCAAUGUCCGUCCGUCAUCCUAAGGGAUUCACAGAUCCGCGCGGCUCUCCAAUUCUCGUGCUUCAUGCUUGAUUCAACCGCCCCCUUGACCUCGUCGAUGGAUCGGAGCCUUGUUGACACCCCGCUGCC
Ectocarpus sp. CCAP 1310/34 is the source of this 2487-nucleotide messenger RNA. The record is from the annotation of a GenBank genome assembly. NCBI's taxonomy places the organism in Eukaryota, Phaeophyceae, Ectocarpales, Ectocarpaceae.